UGAAUUGUGUUACUUUUGCUGCGCCUGCUCACCGUCAUUGACGGAUCGUUUCAGUGGGCACCAUGAUUGGGCUGCCCGCUUUGUUUCCUUCUGCUGCGAUUCCGCGGCCCCAGCCUCUCGCACACCGUCUUCACUCAAAGCCCCAGACCCUACGGAGGCAAGGCCCCGCCAGUAACAUCCCGGUGGCUGUGGCUGCAGCCGUGGCCACGGCGACGGCAGCCAAGAGCACACGCAAAGCCAAGUGGAGCUCCUGGAACUCGGGGCACGGCGUGGAGCUCAACGACGACGAGACCAUUGCCAAGCGCCGGGACCACUACAGCCGACCAGAGGGCCAUUGCAUCGUGGUGUCCGAGACCCCGAUUGCCUCCGCUGCGGGCCCAAAAGGAGCGGACUUCUAUGCGGAGAUCAAGAUCGAGAAUGACAGCGAUGCCUGGGCUUCGGGCUUUGAUAUGGGGAUCACCGCCUUGACGCCGGAUGUGGUGGGACUUGCCAAUGAACAAGGCCUCUGCUGGGCAGACUUCCCGGACACCUGGGUCCUCCGGGGCGACGGCAUGCUCCGCAUCAACGGCCGCGCCUAUCCGCCAGGUGCCAUGUCGAACCAAGCUGCUUGGAUGCGCGGCUGGGACACUGCGAUGCUGGAGCUGGGGGACACGUGUGGCCUGCACAUCACCAAGGACGGCAAGGAGCUUGUCGGUCUGAGGAACGGCGAAGUAGUCGGGCGCUUGGUGCUCGAUGACAUUGUCAAGGUGCCUACUGAUGGGGAGCUCUAUCUCAUUUGUGACGUCAUCGGCCGCGCGGGGGAAGUGCAAGUUAUGGACGUCCCCUGUCCUCUGCCGAAGGUUGAGAUUGCACCGGCGCCGGCGGUUUCUCCGCCGGCCAAGAAAGCUCCGGCGAAGGACCCAGUGAACCACUUCUGGGAGAUCAUGCAGCGCCGGCCCCCCAUGUACCGCUGAGAUCGCUCGCUUCUCUCCGCAUCGAGAUGCGGAGGGAAGAGUAGCACCGGGCGCCGGCCGGACAUUUGACAUGCGUCGCGAAGAAGG
Messenger RNA from Effrenium voratum, 1040 nucleotides. Lineage: Eukaryota; Dinophyceae; Suessiales; Symbiodiniaceae. The record is from the annotation of a GenBank genome assembly.